AUGGCAAUGCUACUCGGGUGGACGUCCUCCGUUGGCGCUCUUCCCAAGAUCGAUGGCGGCCGAUGCGCUUCUUGCGAUUGUCGAGACGAAGCAAGGAGUCCAGUGGUCACUAGGCGUUUUGCUCUUAUUUCCUCAUCGUCGGCAGCCCUACUUAGCAGCAAGUUUGCUUUAGCAGUAAGCGAGGAUGCAAAAGACAGUCGCAUUCGUGAAGCUUUGCGGAAAGUUGUGAGCAAGCAAAAAGCUCCUGGUCUUUUGAGGCUCGUGUUUCAUGAUGCUGGGACUUUCAGCGCUUCCAAAGGUGGUGGGAUGAAUGGAUCUAUCAUUUACGAGCUGGAAAGACCAGAGAACGCGGGUCUCGAACGAUCCAUCAAGGUCCUCAACAAAGCUAGGGGGGAGUUAGAAGGUUCUCUUCAUGUGUCUUGGGCGGAUCUUAUUGCUGUUGCUGGGUCAGAAGCCAUCGUUAUCUGUGGAGGACCCUUCAUUCCCGUGAAGUUAGGAAGACUGGACUCAAGUGUUGCUGACAUACAAGGUGAGCUGCCUAGCGAGGAUCUCAAUGCUGUGGCCCUGAAGAAGAUUUUUCAAAGCAAGGGUUUCUCGACUCAAGAAAUGGUAGCUCUUUCGGGCGCUCAUACGCUUGGCAGCAAAGGUUUUGGCAAUCCCACAGUGUUUGACAACAGCUAUUACGACGUUCUCUUGAAGAUGCCUUGGAGCGAUCCUGAUAACAAAAUGGCGUCAAUGAUCGGCUUGCCAUCUGAUAGAGUCCUGGUCAGUGACAAAGAGUGCCUCCCCUGGAUACAAGUAUACAAGCGGGACCAGUCGAAGUUCUACACUGAUUUCACGUUGGCCUACACUAAGCUGGUAAAUCUAGGCGCGCAAUGGGAAGGAUAAAAGUCCCUGGUAAUACAAUAGAGAAUGGUUUUCUUACUGCUUUGUUUUUUGGCUGCCUCUUUGGCUCUCGUGUUCCCGGCGCAGCCACGUUGCAUGUGGGGUGCUCAGAGGCCUCGCAAGAAAGCAUAUGGCGCUCUCAAGUGCAACGAGGCAAAGAUUGACGCAGACCAUGAGUGACAUGGGCCUGUAAAGGGCAAAGCUACAAAACUCCAGACAAAUCUUUGGACAAAGCUUAAUGCAGUUCUAAUGCAGUCCUAAUGCAGUC
Molecule: messenger RNA, 1153 nt
Organism: Selaginella moellendorffii
Lineage: Eukaryota; Viridiplantae; Streptophyta; Lycopodiopsida; Selaginellales; Selaginellaceae
Product: putative L-ascorbate peroxidase 6
Exons: 11
Coding region: 1-888 (295 amino acids)
Biological process (GO): cellular response to oxidative stress; hydrogen peroxide catabolic process; response to reactive oxygen species
Molecular function (GO): peroxidase activity; heme binding
Source: RefSeq, a predicted model, not a curated record